AUGGCCGCAGCAAGUACUCCAAUGGAAGAGCUGAUUAAACGGGUUGUGCGAAUGUUCUAUGAGCCGCACCACGUUGUGAUCAUGGACAUAAUGCUGCACCACAUGGUUCUUUCCGAGGAUGAUUUGGCUGAUAAAAUGAAGCUUCUCCCAAGAGAGUUCAACCGGCUUGCAGUGAAGCUAAAGGACGACAGAAUUCUCUCUUCUUCCACCACGAACGACAUCAAGCCGGAUGGCAUGCAGACAACAAAGACAACCUUUUCUCUGAACUUUGCGCAGAUCAUAAACAUUGUGAAGUACAAGAUGUUUGUCAUGACGAAGCAGCUGGAGACAAAAAUGCGGGACAGAGAAACCAAGAUCAUGUACCACUGCGAACAGUGCGAUGUGAUGCACUCCCUCUUGGACGUGCAGUCCCUCCUAAACAGCACCACAUUUACCUUUAACUGCAGCGAGUGCCAAAGCGAAUUGAAAGAGAAAAAAGAAAGCAGCGAAAACGAAAAAACCGUAGCCUCUGAUAUUUUCAAAAAGCUAAUGGAGGAGGUGAACUGCAUUAUCAUUCUUCUGAAAGAGAUUGAGAGCCUGGGCGUUGAUCAGGGCAAGGCCAAAAGCCCUACUUCGCCAAAAGACACAGCUGACCUGGAAGAGAGAGAUGUGGAGUACUCAGGAAGAAAGCAACUGUUUGCUGAGGAUGAGAUUGAAGAGGGGGUCAGUGUCCCUGAGAUCGAGAUAGAAAGCGAAAAGGAGAAAUCCCCUGGAAAGAAAGAGCAGGAGGUGGCUAUUGACUCUGUCAGCGCAGGCACUGAGCCAGAGCUAGAAAUGGUUGAGGUUGAGGGCGUGCCAAAGCCAUACAAGGAUAUAACAGAGGAGGACAAAGAAAGAAUGAGCGAAAGCGAAUAUGAAAAGUACUUUGAGAUAUACGAGAAGAACAGCUAG
This is a messenger RNA of Nematocida ausubeli, 930 nucleotides long. RefSeq lists its product as uncharacterized. Gene Ontology annotation, cellular component: transcription factor TFIIE complex. The coding region runs from base 1 to 930 and encodes 309 amino acids. Gene Ontology annotation, biological process: transcription open complex formation at RNA polymerase II promoter; transcription initiation at RNA polymerase II promoter. The record is from RefSeq and is a predicted model, not a curated record. The transcript has a single exon. NCBI's taxonomy places the organism in Eukaryota, Fungi, Microsporidia.